AUGGGCAUAUUCUCGUCUAAGACAUUCAAUCCAGAGAGGGACAUCCCUGACCUCACAGGAAAAGUUGCACUCGUUACAGGUGGAAAUGCAGGAAUUGGGCACGCCACUGCCGAGCAUCUCGCUCGCAGAGGGGCGAAGGUAUACAUGGCUGCCAGAAACAAAGAGAAGGCAGAGGCAGCUAUCGCCAAGCUUAAAGAAGUCGGUUUAGAACAGGUCGUCUGGCUCGAACUCGACCUCUCCGACCCACGCAAUGCGAAGACGGCGGCCAAAGAAUUUAUGAGCAAGGAAAGCAGGCUCGAUAUUCUGAUUCACAACGCUGCCGUCCUAUUUGAACCAUACGAGAUACUGGCUGACGGCGUACAGAGGAUCAUGGUUGUCAAUCUUAUCAGCCCAUUCGUGCUUACCCGAGAACUCGUCCCUGUCCUCAAGAAUACAGCCUCUCAGCCGGAAUCGGACGUUCGUGUCGUCGUGAUCUCGUCUGAUGGACACAAACUCGUCGGAGGCAAACACUCUUUUGCAACCAUUGAGGACUUGAAUGACGAUUGCUCGUACUCGUGGAUUCCCAGCUUCGCUCGAUACUGUAUGUCAGCUGCCCGUCUUCAACCAGAUGCUUACAAGCGUGACGCCUUGUUCACCCAUCUGCUACUAGGUCUUAGCAAGCUGACCAACGUUCUCUAUGCCUCCGAACUGAAUCGCCGCUUCUCCUCUUCCGCCGACCCGGUCGAGCCUAAAAUCAUGGCUAUCUCCGUCCACCCUGGAUUUGUCGACACUUUUUCCCAGAAGCCUGAGAUUUCCCGCCUCCAUCUCAGCCCGCUCGUUGGUUUCAUGGUUUCCCCGUUCGCAGCCGCACCCGAACACGGUGCUUACAAUACGGUGUUUGCUGCUACUGCUCCAGUUGUGAGGAAGGAACAGGAAAAGUAUGGCGGUGGAUAUCUGGCGCCUGUGGGGAGAUUAGUUAGGCCAGACGGAUCGUCGUGGUCGUGGCUUUGGGAGAAGGAGGUGACGGAUUCAAAGGGGAAGGAAGAGAUCGAGGAAGACAGGGAAUUGGAUGAGAGAGGACGAGAGUUGUGGGAUACUGUGGAGAAAUUUUUGAAGGAAAAGGGGAUUUGA
This is a messenger RNA of Pisolithus orientalis, 1110 nucleotides long. Its product is annotated as NAD(P)-binding protein. Bases 1 to 1110 code for a protein of 369 amino acids. The record is from RefSeq and is a predicted model, not a curated record. The transcript is spliced from 7 exons. NCBI's taxonomy places the organism in Eukaryota, Fungi, Basidiomycota, Agaricomycetes, Boletales, Pisolithaceae.